AAAAGAAGGAGACAGAGGAAACGCAGACCUCAGACCAGCCCACCUCACCUCACCGUGCUCUCUCUCUCAGCCCGGUGCCCGUAGACAAAUCUGACCGCGGAUCAGCGCACUCGGGCUCCCUUCCACACUACGAGUUACACCAACUGGGACUCAGACCAGAGGAAAUCGUGUUCGUCGGCAGCCAAGACACAUCCACAGCAGACCACGGCGAGGGAGCGGACGGUGUGAUAAGAAGGGACUGAAAUCAAGGAGGAAGGCUGGUAGGAACAACAGAGGGGGGUUUGAGGCAAGAACACAUUUAGCUGCGAGAGGAGAGAGGACUGGCUGGCCCCGCUAUAAGGAGAAGUAAUACGCGUUGCUAAUUUCCAACAUUUUCUAUUAUUGGCAGCGAGAGUGUGCUCCCCGAGCCACAUUUAUAAAGAGAGCUAGCGGAAUGUAAUGCUAGCAAGCUAGCUAAUGUUAGCUAGCUAAUUAGCUUGUCAGGCAUCCAGGAGUCGGACGUGUGAUCUUUAUUAAACUAGGUCACUGUUUGGCGUCGUUUUACUUUUUUUUUUUAUUUUUUUAUUGGAAAACUGUACUUAAUGUGCUUUGUCCAGAGUCCUGGCAUGGUCAUAAUGUUCAGCCUCGAAUAGCUAACGACAAGUUAGACAAUAAACAGUGCUAGAAGCUGCCGAUAUUGAUGAAAAUCUGCUCUAAAUUAUCCGUCUGAGAUUUUUGGGAAAAGCCUGAUCCAUUGUGAAUACCGAGCUGUGGACGAACCAAACGGAGAAGGCAAAGGUAAUAGAAAAACAGACUUUUGACUGGUGACUGUCUGCCGUCCAAUGUUAAUGUCGACCGACGUUGCAUCUAUAAUGCUACCCGUUAGUCGGGGAAUAAUGGACCGGGAAAGAGACAUUGAUGCAGCAGCCGGACCCCUCGCAAACGCGGCCGGGGGUCCAGCAGCUGUCCGGGGGAUGAAGCGAGGAGACCCGGAGCCCGACGCUCAGACAGCCGCUGCCCUGACUGACUUAGCCGGGGCGGAGUGCAAAAGACCAAGGAUAGACGGGACCGGGAGUGUUGUUGGUGACAUUGGACAGAACAAUGAGCCUUUAAACCCUGGUUUCCAUGGAUACCCAACUCACAGUCAGGGCUCUCAGGAUUCUACAGGAGGACAGGAGGGUUUGGUGGCCCCACCCUUUUCAGCGUUCCCUCCUCCACCCCCUCCUCAAAACGGGCUACCAGGGACAGACUUCGUCCCUGGGGCAAUGUUUGGUGCUGGGGGCCAAGGUACAGCAGAGGUAGGGGCUGGUGCUAAUGGAGCCACCACCACUACCACCACCAACAACAACAACAUCGUAAAGACAGACGAGACGUCCCAGGGGGAGGCAGGAGUACAGUGCGGUUCAGGAGGCUCAGGAGGAGGAGGCUCUGUGGGAGACCCCACAGAGGCCAAAGGGACCCCCAAACGUCUCCACGUCUCAAACAUCCCCUUCCGCUUCCGGGACCCUGACCUCAGGCAGAUGUUUGGGCAAUUUGGAAAGAUUCUGGAUGUAGAGAUUAUUUUCAAUGAGAGGGGUUCAAAGGGGUUUGGCUUUGUGACAUUUGAGACCAGCGCAGAUGCGGAGAAAGCCAGGGAAAAGCUCCACGGCACAUUGGUGGAAGGUCGUAAGAUUGAGGUGAAUAACGCCACCGCCAGGGUGAUGACUAACAAGAAAAUGGUCAGCCCCUACCCUAACGGAGAGGCUCUCAGCACGCUGCCUUAUGCGGGGUGGAAAUUGAGUCCUAUGGUGGGGGCCAUGUAUGGACCGGAGCUCUACGCAGUCCCAGGGUUUCCCUACCCUUCUGCAGCAGCAGCAGCCACCACGGCUGCAGCAGCGUUCCGCGGCGCUCACCUCAGGGGCCGAGGCCGACCCGUCUACAGUGCGGUGAGGGCUGCAGUUCCUCAGCCUGCCAUCCCUGCCUAUCCUGGCGUGGUGUAUCAGGAUGGGUUUUACGGAGCCGCAGACUUGUAUGGAGGCUACCCUGCUGCUGCCGCUGCCGCUGCUGCCUAUCGCUACGCCCAGCCUGCGGCCGUAACCGGAGCAACCGCCGCAGCUGCCGCCUACAGUGACAGUUAUGGCCGGGUGUACACUACAGAUCCCUACCACGCGUUAACCCCAGCUGCUGCUGCUUACGGAGUGGGAGCCAUGGCCAGUUUAUACCGGGCGGGAUACAUGUCUCCCACUGCUUUGAACUACGGGGGCACACAAUUUCGGACGGUUUUUAGAAACACUACACGGGACCUGGAAGGAGAGAGACUGCUGUUCCUGUGUGAUCCUGCACACUACAAACCUUUUUUUCCUUAAAAGUCUCUGAACUUACAGUAUAUCCACUGCCCUAUAAGACCUAAUCAGACCUGUAUCACACACACACACACACACACACACACACACACACACACACACACACACAUGUAACACCAAGUACACGGUUCCCUCUACGUUUCUCCUGUAGUGUUGGCCUGCACAGAAUGAUGCCACAGCACAACAUUACUAAAAAAAAAUUAAAGGUACUUACGUUUUUAAACACUACAUUACAGCAGACCCUCUGGUUAAGCAUUGUGUUAUAAUAAUAAAAAAAAAAUGAAUCAAACUCGGACUACUCAGUACAGAAGAUGUAGGAAUUAUUCGUGUUAUUUCGUAAAGCUGGAACACCGAGCACUCAGCCGGGGGCAGCUUGGGAGCGUCUGUCUGACAGAAACCACUGUCGUCCCAGUAACGACAAACUAUAAACACCACAGCAUGGGAAAAAGUUUCUUUUUGUCGUUUUUCAACUUCCCCCAAGUGUAAAAAGAAACACAAGGAUACAAAACUAAUGCUUAAAAAAAAGUGUGAAAAUGACAAGGAAAAAAAAACCAAGUGACUUUGUUUUUUUUCUGCAUUACCUCAGUUUUUCUUUCAUCCAUUUGUUUUGCUGCGAUUGAUAAGAAGUUGCAUAGAAAUGUCAUUCUGUAUAAUGCGGAUGCGUUGAAACUGUCCAUUGAGUUCAGUGACAGAGCCAUUCAUUUGUCCUUAUUGCUGGUCUGCCCAUACUCCAUUUAUUACUGUAACUGCAACACUAAGUCGGGAUGUUCUCGCUCUGAACUACCCUGUGCGUAUGUCCAUUUUGAGAAUUCAGUGCACUUCCCCUCCGAGGCUCAUCCUUGAUCUACACUCAUAGUGCUUCUUCCAAAAAAGGACUCGCUACAUUUCUUUCUGUCUCCUAAACCGUCAGACAUUCCAGCCGUAGUAGCGAUGCAGUGAAUGAACGGGUCAGAUGGACAAAGAACCAAUCGAACACUAACAAACAAGAUUUAGAAAAAAGCUGAUUUGAAGCGGGAGCACCCACACGGGAGACUAAUCAUCUGCCAGUCAGCCAAACGGGAAUCCCUCCCGGCCAGUUGAGAUAUUAAUGCCUGCAGGCUUCAGGCAGGGCUGCUCUGUGCUCGAGCUCUGUGUGUGGAAAUGGUGUCUGAUCUCAACUCAGCGGAAGAGUAGGUCCCAACAGAACAGCCCAGAUUAGAGUACAGUGAAAGAGAGAGGUUGCAGUCACGUAAUGGAGUCUUGCAGUAAUGAGAAUUUAUCAGUUUUCUAUUUAUAUUCAUCAUUUUUAAUGUGACAGGACACCACAUACACUGUCCGCAAGCAUCGCUUUGUCGUUUUAAAUCCCUCAUCAUGCUCUCUGGGAUUGUUCAGUCCGAAUAAUUUUAAAGUUCUCCUUACCAGUCUGUCUGAAGGCAUCAUUAAAAGACUGACAGCCAGACAAUUUAUAGACCAAGUCUCUGUCCUGUAUGUAUCACAUCUCCAUAUACUCUCACUAUGUUGUUAUUGCUAUUAUUUGCCUUUUUGGUUCCAAAGAUUUUCUGAAGAAAGCACAUUUUUGGUCCUGAUGUAUUUCUUAUUUUUGUUGUUGAUUUAUUAUUAUUUGGGUUUUUUUUUUGUUAUAUAUAUAUAUAUAUAUAUUUUAAUCUGUGGGUUGAAGCUGUAUUUUUCAGUGCAGAGUCAAAACAGCUCCCUGGGAAGCGUCAUCGAAGCAGCUUCCACAAAAAGGCAACAAACUCCACAUUUAAAAGGUUGCAGCAAACAGCAACAACCCCGUUAAAUUUAAUUCAGUCCACACAUUAAUUUAUUGGCUUUUCUUUUUUUUUUUUUGUUAACACACAAACACUCUGUAGAUGCAGAGGUGUUUGCUGUAGACAAGGGAAAUCAGAGCAGAUGGAGUCAUGAGGGAUAUGCAGAAAGAGAGAGGAUAUUUAGAAUUGCAUUUGCCAGUAGGGCCAAAUUACAGGCACAGUAAAUGGAGGGGAAACAUCCACACAAUGUCGAAAGCGCCCUGUGGCCCAGCAGCAGGCACCUUUUUUUUUGAACAAUGAAACAAUGUGUGGGUGGUUAGUUCGGGGGAAUUGUGGCGGUGAUGGUGAAGGUGAGAAGCUGAGCCAUUAAUCAUUAGCUGACAGGAUAACAACGUCCCCUGCUGUCUUUUUUUUUAUACACUUUUUUCAGGGGGUACAGUGCGCUCAGGGUGGAGCGGACAGUGCGAGGAGGGGUAACAUUGUUUUGUAUGAUUGUGAAAACUGUGUGCAGUAGGUCCAAUGAGUAUUUUUGACGCGCAUUACCUCUUUUUUUGUCUUAUUAUUCCUUACAAGUAUUAUCAGAAGUGUUGCUAUGCAUGCUUUUGUGCGAGAGGAAGGGUGUCGGUCAGAGAAUCUUUUCAUUUGUGCAUGAAUUCAAAUCAUAGUGCUGGAGGAGGAAGAUUAGGUAGGAGGGUGGGGUGUUUACGAGGCAGGAGGAAGAAAGAACUCGGAUGUUAUGUGAUGCGAGGAGACAGGAGUGACGAGGAGUCUCAGCAAUGGUCCAGUAGAUUGUCCGAGCAGGGAGGGGAGAAGCAAGUGGCCCACAGUCGCUUAAUGGAAGGGUCCGCUUCAGUAAUCUGGGUUAUCUCUGCUCUGUGCCUCUGUGGUCGUCGUGGUAAUCACCAGUCAUAUCAGAUGUGUAAAGUUUAAUUUGGUAUGUCUGGACCCCGGUGGUUUCCUUUUUAUAAUGAAAAUAAAACUCAAAAAACUGCGAGGACAUUGACCCACUCGAAGAUAAUUCGACCUUAAGUUCUGUGGAGGGAAAACAGCCUCUGCGCAGAGAUGAGGCAGGUGAUCUGGCAGCAGCUGCCCGCUUCAGGGCCGAUACAGAGUGUGUUAUUAUAUACCUGCCUACAUUAGACGCUCAUUUAGCAACGUUUCCACCUCACUCAUCCAGUUGGCAGCGGCUCACGUUGAGGUGUUAUCGUUAUGGAGCAGCGACUGGUGCGGCUGCGGUGACUCCUGUGGGUUUCACUAUUGCUCGCUUAUGUCUCUUCUAAUGGGAGUAAAUCUUAUUUGGGAGGCCGCAGAAUCACCGCAGAGGUGUGCUGGAAUGACACAGAAGGCAAACGUUAUCCUCAGCUGCUGACCCCGACUCCCUGCACUGUGCUCAAGUCAACCCAGUGGGAGUGUUGUUUUGUACAGGGAUUUAAUAAAUGAGUUUGAAUUGCAUGUGGAUUCAUUUUUUAUGUCACAUGCUCUUUAAAAGCUCAUUUAUCCUAGUGCUUUUUUUUUUUCAAUAAGUGACAUGUAUUUUCUCACAAUGUUUUAUUUUGCCAUCCUUGUGUUUGCCUUCUGUUUAUUCUCUUCAUUAUUAUUGAAUGUAUAUAAUAAAUAAACAGUUUGGUUUUUA
Molecule: messenger RNA, 5702 nt
Organism: Dicentrarchus labrax (European seabass)
Lineage: Eukaryota; Metazoa; Chordata; Actinopteri; Moronidae
Product: RNA binding protein fox-1 homolog 2
Exons: 14
Coding region: 822-2324 (500 amino acids)
Biological process (GO): regulation of alternative mRNA splicing, via spliceosome; nervous system development
Cellular component (GO): nucleus; cytoplasm
Molecular function (GO): mRNA binding
Source: RefSeq, a predicted model, not a curated record